AUGAUGGCGUGCCCUUCGUCCAAAACUAGCCUAGUGCAGGCCAACCUCCACCACAGCGUAACUGCGUCGGCUCAAUUACGCAAGUGGUUGGAGGUUCAAAGGACUGCCAUAGCCUUAAUCCAGGAGCCGUGGGUUGGGGCUGGUAAAAUUAAAGGCCUAAACAACCUAAAAGGUAAGUUAUUCUACAGCUCUGAACACGACAAGCCUAGAGCGUGUAUUUACACUACUAAAGAUAUCUGUGCACAACCUUUAACAGAUUUCUGUUCUAGAGACAUGUAUGCCGUAGCAAUACAGUACACACAGGAGAGUAGAUUAGUCGUCGCCUCGGUCUACAUGCCGGAGGAAGACACUCCUCCCCCUCAUGACCUCAGCAGGCUGGUGAACUUCUGCGAGAGGACCGGACUAGAGGUUGUGAUCGGGACGGACUCCAACGCACAUCAUCCCCUUUGGGGAAUGGAAAAACCAAAUGAACGAGAAAUCACUCCACCAAGACAUGCCGAGGUAAAACAACCGUGGUGGGGUAAAGAACUCGAUAGAAAACGUAAGAAGGUAAGAAAAGCUCUAAAUAGGGCCAUGAAUACCUCAAUGGAUGAAGACUGGCUAUUAUAUAAGAAAGCUAAGUCUGAAUACAAAAAAUGUAUCAGGUAUCGACGCUCGAUUGGGUGGCGUAAAUUCUGUGGCUACAUAGAAACCUGCAAACAAGCAAAUAGGAUUAGGAAUAUUCUAGCUAAACAGAACACGUCGGGAUCCAUGUCUCUAAAGAAACCCGACGGUAGCUACUCAACAUCGCCGGAUGAAGCCCAACGCAUCCUAAUUGAAACGCACUUCCCAGGUUGCUGCGUAACCCAGGAGGCAAACCGGCAUGACGACAUACUGACAUCAACAGCAGAAGACUGGAAUUUAGCACAGAGAGUGGUAACGAUGGACAAAAUCCAUUGGGCCAUUCACAGUUUCCUCCCCUAUAAGGCGGCAGGACCCGACGGCAUAUUCCCGGCACUCCUACAGUGGGGGGGUAAAGCCCUAAUAGUCAGACUUGCUGCCAUAAUGCGAGCCUGUCUUGCUCUUAAAUAUGUUCCUAGGGGAUGGAGGGAAGUGAAAGUUACAUUCAUACCCAAACCAGGUAAGAGCGACUACACUGACCCUAAAUCCUACAGGCCCAUUAGCCUCACAUCCUUUCUCCUAAAGACGAUGGAGAGGAUGUGUGAAAGGGAAUUAAGGGGGUCGGCGCUAAUGAACUUACCACUACACGACAAGCAACACGCCUACAGUCUAGGCAAAUCAACAGAAUCGGCCCUUCAUAAGGUAAUUACAAAGAUUGAAGAGGCCAUCCAAAACAAAGAAAUAUGUCUAGGUUCUUUCAUAGAUAUAGAAGGUGCUUUUGACCGAACGAACUUCUCCAGCAUAAAAGGUGCACUCGGUAGACACAAAGUUGAACCGGCACUGAUCGACUAG
This is a messenger RNA of Parnassius mnemosyne (clouded apollo), 1452 nucleotides long. NCBI's taxonomy places the organism in Eukaryota, Metazoa, Arthropoda, Insecta, Lepidoptera, Papilionidae. The record is from the annotation of a GenBank genome assembly.